UUGUUUGUUUGUUGGUAGUAAUUUUACAAGAUGACCGCACAAGAUCUUGUUACAAUGUCUGGAUUUUGCUGCCUCUACCUCUUCGCUCUUUUGAGUUGAGUCUUACUUAAGUUCUAACACUAAGACUAAACACUAUAGACAGAGCGUAUAUCCCUCCGUCCAAGAUCAAGAUGAUGAAACUAUCGCGCUCUUUGCUCUCCAGGAGGCUUUGUUCCCAAACAAUGCUAUCUGGGAAAUGGGUUGAUGUCGGAGAUGCUCUGUGUUCUCGUGCUUUUGAAUCCCCAGCGGCUUUUUCUACUUCUGUACAUGAUUUUUCUGCUAAAGGAAUUUCCAAUGCUCGCGUGUUUGCUCCUUAUACGGUAUACAAGGGAAAAGCAGCAUUCUCUGUUUCUCCACUUCUUCCAACUUUCAGUAAGAUAGAUUCUGGCUCCGCCAGCCUUAAAGUUGAUCGUCGUGGUUGCAUGAUGUUGACUUUCUGGCCUGCUGUUGGUGAGCGCAAGUAUGAUUGGGAAAAGAGACAGAAAUUUGCUUUGUCGCCGACAGAGGUUGGGUCUUUGAUAAGCAUGGGUGCACAUGAUGGCUCUGAAUUCUUCCAUGACCCUUCAAUGAAAUCAAGUAAUGCCGGUCAAGUAAGCAAGAAGUUAUAUAUUAAGGCACUUGAUGGUGGUAAUGGCUACAUGAUUUCUUUGACUGUUACCAACAACAUUCUAAAAUCAAAUGAGCGCUUUAACGUACCUCUUACAACAGCUGAAUUUGCAGUCUUGAAGACAGCAUGCAGUUUUGCAUUGCCCCACAUCAUUGGCUGGGAUUGGUUGAUCAAUCAGUCGCGUAAUGACAUGGCGGGGAGUCCUUCAAAGGUGAAUCCGCAGCUUUUGGAUUUGGAGUGGGAUAAAUGAAAUGAAAAUCUAAGUAGAAAGCUUUUUGCAUUGCCUGCUCUGCUUCCUCAGAGUUUGCAAAUAUGGACUUGCUGAACACCGUACCUUAUUCUGCUUUUGUUAGUUCAAAUCUCUACUUUUAUUUUACUUGUCAUGACAGGUUUGGGCAAUGCUAUUUUCUUUUACAGAUUUACCCCUACUUUCGUGCAUGAAUUAGAUUUGAUAUGCAUAUUGCACUUUUUUUUCCCAUAUUUUA
Durio zibethinus is the source of this 1131-nucleotide messenger RNA. RefSeq names its product WHIRLY 2 (gene ATWHY2). Gene Ontology annotation, biological process: defense response; regulation of DNA-templated transcription. Gene Ontology annotation, molecular function: single-stranded DNA binding. Lineage: Eukaryota; Viridiplantae; Streptophyta; Magnoliopsida; Malvales; Malvaceae. The record is from RefSeq and is a predicted model, not a curated record.